AUGCCUCCUGUCAAGGCUUACGAAAUUCGCAGCAAAAAUAAGAAUGAGCUAGAAAAACAACUUGAUGAACUUAAACAAGAUUUAGCUACCUUAAAAGUUCAAAAAAUUGCAGGUGGUGCUGCAUCAAAGUUGACAAAACUUCGUGAGGUCCGCAAGUCAAUUGCACGAGUUAAAACCGUAAUAUCACAAACUCAACGUAACCAUCUUCGUAAUUUCUUCAAGGGUAAAAAAUACAAACCUCUUGAUCUUAGACCAAAAAAGACUCGUGCCAUUCGUCGUAAAUUAACAAAGUAUGAGGCAUCUCGGAUGACCAAUCGGUAA
This is a messenger RNA of Diversispora eburnea, 321 nucleotides long. The record is from the annotation of a GenBank genome assembly. Lineage: Eukaryota; Fungi; Glomeromycota; Glomeromycetes; Diversisporales; Diversisporaceae.